CAUCUAGUUUCCUGUCUCCUCGCCAAAUUCCCGCUCUUUGGCUUCAACCGGAUUCGGCUUCCCAUGUGAGGCUCAGGCUACUAACCAAGAACCCAUUUUUCCUUAAUGGAAAGCCAUGGAUCCCAGAGGAGGAGAAAUCUCAAGCGAAAACCCCUCUUCGACCUCACCAACACCACCCGUUCCCUCUCCUCCUCCCAUGCCGCUUCUCUCAAACCCAAUCCCAUUCCCAAGCGGAAGCCAAAACCCCAAUCCUCCGACCCGACACCGCCCCAAUCCUCGAACCCCGACGAGACCCCUGCCAGAUCCAACUCCGGGUUCAAUUCCGGUGGCCCCGACGACCAUGGAGUUCAAAUUGUCGCCGCACCCUCUCCUAGAUCGAGGGAAACCUUCUUGGAUUCCGUUGAUGAUGUUGCUCAACCUGACAAAUCAGAGCAUUAUAUAGUUUACACACAACGAACUGCCGAAAGAAGGUGUAAGGAAAAAGAAGCUGGAAGAAAAUGCCAGGAAAAAGAAGCAGGAAGAAGGUGUAAGGAAAAGGCUGUACCCUCCACUACAUCGAGUUGUCCACCAGUAGGAAGGAGUAGAAGUAUAAAGGGAAAACUGGUGUUGGACAAUGACAAAGUUGAUCACCCUAAAGCAUUUUCAGUUCCUUAUCAAAAAGCCAAAAAGAAGCGGCGCUACACAAUGCCUGAAGCCAUCUGCAAACCGAUACUGCCUCAAGAUUUUAUUGAGAAUCAGAAAGCUUACUUUGCAGAGAUCGAUGCCUUUGAACUGCCUGAGGAGGUUGUGUCAGAGAGCGAACUUGAAUAGAGUCUGCGUUGGAUAUAUGGAUACCUUUAAACUGUCUGAGGUGGUUGUCUCAGAGAGCGACUGGAAUGGCAGCGGAGCAUACGCCUACUUAGGAAUUCGACUAUAGAGUAGGAUACUUGCAGAAUGCUAACCCAGGGGAACCAUGUACAGUGAUAUGACCACAUGAGCGGCAACUGGGAAUCUUGGCAAGAUUUUGGUUGCCUUCCGAAUGUAAAACUGGCCAGUGUACCAAUCACUUACCUAUCGAUUGUACUUCUGUGAAUGUAAAACUAGCGGAGUUCAGUGACCUUGCAAUUACUAAUCUGUACUUUAGCCUUAUACAAAAAUAUGAAUCAGCUCUAUUUCUUUUCUUGACUCA
Molecule: messenger RNA, 1168 nt
Organism: Phoenix dactylifera (date palm)
Lineage: Eukaryota; Viridiplantae; Streptophyta; Magnoliopsida; Arecales; Arecaceae
Source: RefSeq, a predicted model, not a curated record